UCCAAAAUGGAGACGGUGUAAUUAGGCAAAUAAGCUUACUUGACCUUACUCGACUUAACCGGCAAAUAAGCGGCCCCCGCAGGAUACUCUUUACUCGUCCUUAUAAAAACAAAAUGGAUCCCUUUUCCCUGUAGGGCCCAUCUUAGUCCGAAAAAAAAGUCUUCCAACGGCUAUGUUACAAUUAUGAAACAAUGAGAUGAAUAUACUGGCCUUUUUUUUUCUUUUUUUUUUAAGUUCUACAAAGCCUACAAUGACUAAUUGCUUUCAUUAAUACGCCAUCCCAAGAGUGCUUCAUUAAGAAGCCUCGGGAGAAUUUCCUCACUUGAUUGCAGCCAGUGCCGUUGUCGUCCGCAAAAAAGAAUUUUUUUUUGGCAUUUCACCUUCUCAGCUUGUCUUCACGGUCUACUGCAAGAAGCCUUUUGACAGACAGGCCUUUCAUCCCCCCCACCCCCCCCAAAAAAAACAGCCUAUUUUCUGAUAGGCCAGCAAGGGUAGCCAAUUAGAGCGAGACUGUGGCCCAAAGCGGUGAGUGUGGAAAAGGGAAGGAAACUCAGCCGCCACUCAAGACACAGACAAGCAGAGAGAGAGAGAGAGGAGGAAAAGUAGUCCAAAGUCACAGUGGAAGGUGAUGAAUUAGUACGUGAAAUCCGCGCGAGGUGGGGUGGAACAUCCCUAUUCGGAGGCAAUUCAGGGUCUUGUGGUGUUUUUAUUUUUUUUUUCCUGGGGGGGUAUGCAGUCUUUCAUGACGCCUGCUCGGAGAACUCGAGCUUAGCGAGAUGGUUGGGAGGCAAACGCACCGAAUGGACAGCGGCACUUGCUCCGUGACGGUGGUGGACGACAGCCCGAGCUCCAGCCCGGCGGGCCGGUUGCCGCCGCCGCAGCAGCAGCAGCAGGCCGGCGCAGGAGGCGGCAGGGGCCGGCCGGCGGCGGCCAACGCGGCGCGGGAAAGGAGCCGCGUACAGACCCUGAGGAACGCCUUCCUAGAACUGCAACGCACGCUGCCGUCGGUGCCUCCCGACACCAAGCUGUCUAAACUGGACGUGUUGAUACUGGCCACCACCUACAUUGCCCACUUGACUCGAACUCUGCAGGAGGAAGGCGCCGACGAAGGAGAAAGCACAAAGCACGCGGAGGCGUUACACUCGCUCAAAGGGGAAGGCUACUUGCACCCGGUCAAGAAAUGGCCGAUGAGGUCCAGACUGUACGUGGGAGCGAGCGGUCAUUUUCUGAACAAUCCUUCAGAACCUGAGAACCAAGGUCCAUCAUCAUCAUCCUCGUCAUCCUCAUCCAGCUCAAAGUAACGCAUCCACACGGUUGCCAUUUGCAUGAGCGGUACCGAAAGACACGUUUAUUCCACUCGUAUCUAUAUAGGGAGACGCUGUAAAUUAAUAUAUGAUGUGAUAUGUUUUUUUUUUCCUCAGUGUUGUCGUUUCAGUCUUUGUCUGUAUCGUGAGGCUCCAGAACCUCUCCAGUCUGCUCUUUUGACUGUAAUAAUAAUGAGCCCCGUCAUGCUUGGAGUGUGCACUUCCAGCUUGAGACAUUUGCACUAAAAUGCAUGUGUGAAUAACUUAACAUCUGUCAUGUCAAGUGGUCUGUCAGAGGGUCAACAAUAGGGGGCUCCCAGUCUCAUGUUCCCUCCUGUUCAGUUUUUUGUUUUUGUUUUAAAUACAUGGUGCAUGCUUGGAGGGACGGUAUUUGUAAAAGGAUGGAAUAAAAUUGUAUCAUCUACUCCAUCGAGGCUAUUUCAGAGAAGUAAAGAGCAAUAAUAACUGAAAAAUGGCUCACUGGUUGCAUCAGCUUACAAAUAAAGAUCCUCAAUAAU
This is a messenger RNA of Hippocampus comes (tiger tail seahorse), 1822 nucleotides long. RefSeq names its product transcription factor 24 (gene tcf24). The transcript is spliced from 3 exons. Gene Ontology annotation, biological process: developmental process; regulation of transcription by RNA polymerase II. Bases 777 to 1301 code for a protein of 174 amino acids. Gene Ontology annotation, molecular function: RNA polymerase II transcription regulatory region sequence-specific DNA binding; protein dimerization activity; DNA-binding transcription factor activity, RNA polymerase II-specific. NCBI's taxonomy places the organism in Eukaryota, Metazoa, Chordata, Actinopteri, Syngnathiformes, Syngnathidae. The record is from RefSeq and is a predicted model, not a curated record.